CCGAUGGAGAGGGAUAGCUGGCCUAGCCUAUGAGUGAGUGAAGGGAGGCUGUGAAGCAGCACGAAAGCUCUAACCAAGCACUGCGUUCUACUUGGCGAUGGCCACCCUUGCCGUUCUCAUCCUCGCUGUUGCAAUCGAUGCCACUGCUCUGUGUAGCUUUGCCAUUAAGUCAACACCACUUGAAAAGUCCUCAAAAGAGACUAAAUUCCCAAAUCGAUCAUUGCGGACGAAAUUCACGGCACUGGCUUCAAAGCUUUCUGGGCCGGAACAGCCUUCAUGCUCUGCUAUGUCGUAUUCCAGCCUGUCAUCGACUGCUUCUCUAGCAUUUUUGGCCGUAGACUCGUCCUCACCUCCUCAGUGCUGUUCUUCCUUGCAGAAUGUCUGCGCUUUGCUCUGGCGAAGAACUUCAAAAUAGUCCUCGUUUUUCGAGUGUGUAAGACGCUGGUGGUGAUGGAAUUGCUGUCAUGACGGAGACUAUUGUUUCUGAGACGAUCCCGCUGAGAUUGAGGGGCGAGUGGUUUGGUGUUCUUAGUGGGAGGAAUGCUAUUGGAACUCUGCUGGGUCCGAUCCUUGGGGGUGUGUUGGCGCAGCAUGUUACUUGGGUAAGCAUACUGUCUCUCUCAAAGCAAUCGGGCUGGUGUUGACUAUCGCAGCGAUGGGUCUUUUAUAUCAACCUCUCAUUCAUUGGCGUUGAGUGAUGGUUCCUCUUUCCAUCAACCUCACUGUUCUCCUUACUUCCCUCGUCGACAAACUCAAACGCAUCGACCUGAUCGGCUCUCUGAUCUUCAUUGGCUCUACCACCGGCUUCAUGAUGGGUAUCUCGUGGGUUGGAGUGCAAUACCCUUGGUCGUCUUGGCACAUCGUCAUCC
This is a messenger RNA of Hyaloscypha bicolor E, 869 nucleotides long. RefSeq lists its product as uncharacterized. The record is from RefSeq and is a predicted model, not a curated record. The transcript has a single exon. Lineage: Eukaryota; Fungi; Ascomycota; Leotiomycetes; Helotiales; Hyaloscyphaceae. Bases 98 to 415 code for a protein of 105 amino acids.